Prosopis cineraria is the source of this 1965-nucleotide messenger RNA. RefSeq names its product ATP sulfurylase 2. The record is from RefSeq and is a predicted model, not a curated record. Gene Ontology annotation, biological process: sulfate assimilation. Gene Ontology annotation, molecular function: adenylylsulfate kinase activity; sulfate adenylyltransferase (ATP) activity. NCBI's taxonomy places the organism in Eukaryota, Viridiplantae, Streptophyta, Magnoliopsida, Fabales, Fabaceae. Bases 157 to 1629 code for a protein of 490 amino acids. The transcript has 5 exons.
CUGUCCUUCCAGUGGCAUCAUCAAUUUGGCCAAAUUUAAAGGUGCUACCACUACUUCGUACCUUACCAUUGUUUCCCAAAUUACUCGAUUGUCUGCAUUACAUCAUCGUCAACCGUUUCCCUCUAUUUCGUAUUCCCCUACACACCCUCUACCACCAUGUCUCUCACUAUUAAAAUACACGUAGCUUCCUACCUCUACCUCAACCACAACGACCUUGCCUCCAACAUAGCCUCCUCCCCCAACUUCAUCUCCAAAAUUCGACCCAGACCUUUUUAUAAUCCCAAUCCUCUGAUAAUCUCCGGGACUUGUAUUCACAGAAUGCCUGCGGAUCAUAAUUCUGGUGCUGCUCCCAUCAGGAGCUCUUUGAUUGACCCGGACGGAGGGACAUUGGUGGAUCUUGUGGUGCCGGAGAGCCUUAGGGCUUCCAUGACGUCAGAGGCGGAGUCAUUGCCUCAGAUCAAGCUCUCCAAAAUUGAUCUCGAAUGGGUUCACGUGCUCAGCGAAGGAUGGGCCAGCCCUUUGAGAGGGUUCAUGAGGGAGCACGAGUAUCUGCAGAGUUUGCAUUUCAAUUCCUUGAGGAUGAAGGAUGGCAUCGUUGUGAACAUGUCUCUUCCCAUUGUUUUGGCCUUUGAUGAUGACAGUAAGGGCCGAAUUGGGUCGUCCCCUCACGUGGCCUUGGUUGGGCCUGAUGGAGAUCACGUUGCCAUUCUUCGAAGUGUUGAAAUAUACAAGCAUAACAAGGAAGAAAGAAUAGCUAGAACUUGGGGAACAACUGCUCCAGGGUUGCCGUACGUCGAGGAGGUUAUUGCUCCAGCUGGCAAUUGGCUUGUUGGAGGAGAUUUAGAAGUUCUGAAGCCUAUCAAGUACGAUGACGGGCUCGAUAACUACAGGCUUUCUCCCAAACAACUCCGCCAAGAAUUUGAUAAGCGGAAAGCUGAUGCAGUUUUUGCCUUUCAGUUGAGAAAUCCUGUGCAUAAUGGUCAUGCCUUGUUAAUGAAUGAUACUCGCAGGCGUCUACUGGAUAUGGGCUACAAGAAUCCAAUUUUACUGCUCCAUCCUCUUGGAGGUUUCACUAAGGCUGAUGAUGUGCCCUUGGAUGUCAGGAUGGAGCAGCAUAUCAAGCUCUUUUUUCCCCCUGCCCAGGUCUUAGAAGAUGGAGUUCUUGAUCCUGAGACUACUAUAGUUGCCAUAUUUCCAUCACCUAUGCAUUACGCGGGUCCGACUGAAGUACAGUGGCAUGCCAAGGCAAGGAUAAAUGCGGGUGCCAACUUCUAUAUUGUAGGUCGUGAUCCUGCUGGAAUGGGUCAUCCAACUGAGAAAAGGGAUUUAUAUGACCCUGAUCAUGGGAAAAAGGUGCUCAGCAUGGCUCCUGGCCUUGAGAAGCUCAAUAUCCUGCCUUUCAAAGUGGCAGCGUAUGACACUGUGGAAAGGAAGAUGGCAUUUUUUGACCCUUCUCGAUCUGAAAAUUUCCUCUUCAUAUCCGGAACCAAGAUGCGAGCUUAUGCAAGAAGUGGGGAGAAUCCGCCAGAUGGUUUUAUGUGCCCAGGCGGAUGGAAGGUUCUUGUCAAGUAUUAUGAGAGUCUGCAGGCAGAAGAACAAUCACAGCAGCCUGCAGUGAUAUCAUCUUAAGAUUUGACACUAAGUGUUAAUUCUUAACGAGUCUGGAGAAAGAGUACUAAAAACUAAGAAGUGUGACUCCGUCACCAACUUUUGCCAUUUCUAAGCGAGGUUUUCCAGGCUCAUGAUUCAUGUUUCAGCAGGCUCUGGCAUAUUUGAAAAUUUUGUACUCUUGAAUUAUUUUGAAUCUUUCGUUAGAGAAUUAUUAUGAGUAGGACAGCCUCACAAGAUUUGAUGUUGAUGACACUUGUAUAACGUAACUAAUGUGGCUUUCGUGGAACCACAGUGGUAAAUAAGCUUCAUUGAUAAUAAAUGUAAAUAAUCCGACUUCUAAGAGUUUUUAUAUUA